GAUAGCCAAGCAAUUUUACUUCCCACUUUGUGUGUGCUCCCUUUGUCGACUGUUUGUCUUUACCAUCUCCCAUUAUGCUCGGCCUAGUGAUAGUCGCCUUUGCGUUAAUCAGGUGUGUGUUUAUGAUAGAGACAGUAGAUAACGCCGCUAUUGGAACCGACAACAUAUCGGCCGUCCUUGACGACCUACUGGUUGACUACGACAAGAAACUCCGGCCCGGAUUUGGAGGCGAUCCUCUGGAGGUCCAGAUAGACAUAUUGCUUCGCUCUAUGGGUCCGAUAUCCGAGAGAGAUAUGGUGUACACAAUGGAUAUCUACUUCCGGCAAAGAUGGAUGGAUGAACGCCUUGCAACGAAUACCUCGAUUGAGAAUAUAUCAGUCAGUAUCAAACUGCUGGAGAAGAUCUGGUACCCCGAUACUGUGUUCUUCAACGGGAGGAAGUCUUCUCUCCACCUUAUUCCCACCCCAAACAGGUUCAUACGGAUAGGCAAUAACGGGUCAAUGUAUCUGUCACAAAGAUUGACGGUGCGAGCGAUAUGUCAGAUGAAGCUGCAGAAUUAUCCCCUGGAUUUCCAGAUCUGUCCAUUACACAUAGGAAGUUUUGCCUAUUCGACAAAGGACGUGAUAUACGUGUGGCGGUACGGGGCAGCAGCCUCGGUCGAGCUGGCGGCGGAUAUGACCCUAUCGCAGUUUGACCUCACCAACCAUUCAGCCUCCUACUCCACCACUUUCAGAAAAGGAAUGGAGCUGUCCAUGUUGUCCGUCCACUUCGGCCUGAAACGUCACUCGGGGUACUUCCUUAUCCACGUUGUAGUGCCCUGUAUCCUGCUGGUCAUCUUGUCCUGGGUCAGUUUCUGGAUCAACAGGGAAGCCACGGCUGACCGUAUAGCGUUAGGUACAACAACAGUGCUGACCAUGACCUUUCUGGCUCUGGAGAACAGAAAUGACCUCCCACGUGUAUCGUACGCCACUGCCCUGGAUGUUUACGUCGCCAUGUGCUUUCUCUUCGUUCUCUCUACCAUUGUUCAAUUCGCCGUCGUUCAUCACUUCACGAAAAGAGGUCACGGUGACCUAGAUCAUUCCGGACAGAAGCAGGAGCCUAAUAAGCCGAACACUGUUUUGCAGGUUUUCCAGAGGAAGCCAGCCAUUGGAAGAGUACGGUUUCGGAGACAGAACGGAACUUCAACAACAUCUUCAAGAAUUUUUGUAUCCCGGGCUGGUGACAGUCGGUUUGGGGUGUGGCUGUCCAGUCUACGCUUCCGUCGUCAGGCUAGAAAGUCCACCCCAGAACCCAACAGUGUUAGUAAGGUGGAUAAAAUAUCACGACUUAUGUUUCCAGUUGUUUUUAUUAUCUUAAAUUUAGCGUAUUGGGUGGUAUUCCUGCCAUAGCAAGGGCUGAUUAAUUCGUGUAAGGUAAAUUAUAUUGUUUUGUAUCCGGAUUAUCGAAACUCUUCUGUAAAUUGUGAAUCCGCAUUACCGAUACACUGCUGUAAUGUUGCGUCCGGAUAAACGAGGCUCUGCUGUACAUGUUUUUUCCGGAUAAACAAGACAAUGAUAUACAAAUUGUGGUUUCGGAUUAACGGUAUUCUGUGCUAAAAUUGUGUCCGUUUAAACGCAAUGCUAUUUAAGCCGUGUGCGGAUUACUGGAAUACUGCUGUAAUUUUGUGCCCGGAUUAUUAAAUUUGCCGCACAUGUUGUGUCUGGAUUAACAAGAUUUAGCUUAACAUGUGUCCGGAUGAACAAAGUUUUAUUUAUUAUGUAACCGGAUUAAUAAGACUGCGCUGUUUAUUAUGUAACCGGAUCAAUAAGACUGCGCUGUACAUGUAGCGUCCGGAUUAUCGAAGCCCUGCUGUACAUGUUGUGUAUGGAUUAACACAUAUCGUGUUAAGAUUAGAGAGGUCUCGCUGUACAUGUGGUGUAUGGAUUAACACAUAUCGUGUUAAGAUUAGAGAGGUCUCGCUGUACAUGUGGUGUAUGGAUUAACACAUAUCGUGUUAAGAUUAGAGAGGUCUCGCUGUACAUGUGGUGUAUGGAUUAACACAUAUCGUGUUAAGAUUAGAGAGGUCUCGCUGUACAUGUGGUGUAUGGAUUAACACAUAUCGUGUUAAGAUUAGAGAGGUCUCGCUGUACAUGUGGUGUAUGGAUUAACACAUAUCGUGUUAAGAUUAGAGAGGUCUCGCUGUACAUGUGGUGUAUGGAUUAACACAUAUCGUGUUAAGAUUAGAGAGGUCUCGCUGUACAUGUGGUGUCGUAAUUAACGAGGCUAUGUUGUUUUUAAUGUGUGCGGUUUACCGUUGUUCUGCUGUAAUGGUUUGUCCUGAUAGCCGGGACUCGUACGUUUUGUCCGGAUUAACGUGGCUUUGCUGAACAUGCUCUUUUCGGAUUAACGAUGAUUUGCUGUACAAGUUGUGUACGGAUUAUCGAGGUUUCGCUAUAUAUGGUGUACACAUAUUAUCAAGAUACCUCUAUCAUUUUGUGUUCGGAUAAACGACGCUCUGCUGCACGUGUUGUGUUUGGAUUACCGAGGUACUUUCGUACGUGUCCGGUCUGGAUAAACGAGGUUCUACUAUAAAUUGUGUACCUCUUGUCUCUCCUCAGAAAAGGAUCGAAUGCGUUUCCUUUCCUGCCAUUUUGAAAAUGAAUUAAAACAAUUUGGUUUUUGCGAGCAGUAUACAGUUACAAUGUACAAAGUACUCAGCGGAGUAGGAAACCCAAACACUACCUUCAGCUGAGAUAAAUUGAUUGUUGUAUUGCCAUUAUGUUCAAUUUGGUAUCAAUUUAUUCAUUGAAGUGACACUUGUAGAAAACAGAAGCUUCUCGGACGGUCUCACGUCAAACCAGUUUGGUCCAGACGAUGUAACAAAACGUUUAUUGUUUUCGAACUGCCACCAAAUUGUCGUACAAUUUGACGUUGUAACGCUCUUUUCAGCCGUUCCCCUCUGAACCUGUGACAGCCUAGGCAUAAUAACAUGCGUAUAUAGGUGAUAUUUGUAUGAUCAUUCAGUUGUCAAGGGGUGACAGGAGAAUAACGUUUCCGUCUAGUCACUAUUUUGAUUCAUAAAACUAUUUAUGAAAACGUACGACGGGCACCUGGACCAUCAUAGAAUCUUCGUUGUUUUAAUAUACGUACUUGAGGUUGACAGGCAAACAUUUUAUUGGUUAAAGCGACAACGCAAUUAUAGUCACACUGUGUGUUUGGUUGUGAGGCGACCAGUAUUGUCACACUGUUGGUUUGGUAGUGCGGUUACCUUUUUUUACAUGUACGUAAAUGAUGUUGAGAUUGUUAUAUUGUAUGUUGGGAAAUGAUAUAACAAAUGUUGUGAUACUGUAUGAGACUAUCUGCAAGAUAAAUUGAUGUAAGAGGUUUUCAAAAUACCUCGAGAUUAUGAUGAAACGUCGUCUACUUAGCAAACAUUCAAGAAAAUAAUAUUUGCAAUUUAUGGAUAUUGUUUUUGUUA
Messenger RNA from Mizuhopecten yessoensis (Yesso scallop), 3457 nucleotides. Its product is annotated as gamma-aminobutyric acid receptor alpha-like. The transcript has 9 exons. The record is from RefSeq and is a predicted model, not a curated record. Bases 75 to 1388 code for a protein of 437 amino acids. Gene Ontology annotation, molecular function: neurotransmitter receptor activity; extracellular ligand-gated monoatomic ion channel activity; GABA-A receptor activity. Gene Ontology annotation, biological process: signal transduction; chemical synaptic transmission; nervous system process. Gene Ontology annotation, cellular component: neuron projection; membrane; synapse. Lineage: Eukaryota; Metazoa; Mollusca; Bivalvia; Pectinida; Pectinidae.